AGCGUAUCUAUUGUGGUGCCCCCUACCCCUCCCUUGUGCAUCGGUACUUUGAUGCAUGUUGAAAUCCCUGAAGAGAGAAGUUGUCUCGAAGUCCUAUGAGAUUCUAAUACAACAGACGCAGAUUGCAUUACUAGUAUAAGAGCUCCCGUUAUGCGCAUACUGAUUUUUGUAACUGCAGUCGUGGCGCUUAGAGUAUUUUCGCGCUUCGAAGAUUCACUUGGUUGUUGUGGUCUCCUCUUCUCGUCUUUAAACGCAAAGGGACGCUCUGUAUUCUCAGCAUGAUAAGGAAGUCACUAGUCCAGCUAGCCGCGCUUGUAUGAAUACUUGCAAUUUUCACGUCUUGAUGAGUAAAGUUAUAGUUGUUUGUUGUCUUUGACUUUCUCCGUUCUUGAAAAAGCCUUUCGUCCAUUUUUGGUUAACCCCUACGCCAUCGUAAAUGGAUCAAAUCUCCUGCGCCAUUUACCUCCUUGGUGUUACACUCAUUUAAUUGGUUUUGUCUUCAUGUUUUGUUUUCGAAAUCUGCCAGCAUAGGAUGACGUGCGGCUUUUUCUGCUGGUAAAAACAAACGGUCGCCUCGAAUUACUGCUUUUUUGUGCAGUACAACACGACGAAGAGUCGAGUUUCAGAAGCUGAGUGGAUCAACGUAGCAACUACGCUUACUGUAGUUCGCAAGCCGCCUCGGGACAUCAACAUGUUUUUACGCGCUGAACACCGCGCUUGUUGUGAUGCUGUCGCACGUGGCGAUCUACUGGAUUGAGCAACUUAUUACCCUCAGCUUAAUUGUGAAUCGAAAGCACACGCUUGUUCGCCAGCAGAAGUCAUCCUCGAUACGCACCCAGCAGAAAUGUCGCAGGUCGUGAAGCAGAUGAAGAUUCGAGGGCCGCAAGGACCUUCAGCUGAGCAACCAUGCCCCGUUUGCUUGCAAAGCGGCCGGGUGAUGACGAUGUGCUGUCGCUGUGCGCAAGACGAGGUCCAGGGACAAGUUUUGUUAAGGCCAAAUUCGUUGAAAUUGUGUAACCUCUGCUACAUGCUUGAAUCUUACAACCAGAUGGACAUUAUAUGUAAUAUAGGUAGGAAUCGAUCAACAUCACGUUCGCGCUUGUGAAUGUAAGACCACUGUAAGUAGAUGAUAAAUAUUAAUAUCUCUAAUCGUAGCGGCGCUUGAACGAGAGCGGCAGCAGCUAGAGCGAGACGGCCGUCGCCUGAGGGAGCGCGCGAGCGCACAGAGAUACGCACGCCGCACCACGUUAGCUCGAACGCAGCGUGAAGUGACACUACUACGACAGGAAGUCGACGUAUCCUUCGCAUAUAAUGUUGAAUUCAAAAUCUGUGAAAUAAUCAGAGCGCAUACGUCCCAUGGUCAUCUUGUUUGAUACUGAGAAUUAUAAUGCCCAUUCAUCCUAUACCUAUUCCCCUCAAUCACAUCAUCAAAUCAUGUACAGGAAAGGACUCGAUCUGUGGAGGAUCUGCGGGCGUUGCUCAGAGACCGCAAGGCACAAGUCGCCCGAAAGCGCGAGGAAGCUCCGGACUUGCGAGCUGGAUUCGAGAAGAACAUCGUUGCACUUCAGUCGGAUCAGGCACCCUUCUACAACUAUACGCAAAAGCGUCAAGAAUCACACUCGCGUACGAUCUCUAAGACUAAAAGUGGUGGAGCUGAAGGUGUAGAGACCUCUGAUGCCUCCAAAAUCAACAAGGAUGCGCCGAAUGAUGGGGAAGUAGAUGCUGUAUCAUCGUACAAACCUCCCGUCGCUGGUUUUCGAGCACUAGUACCUUUUGCCCGACUGCGCCAGCAGCUCUCAGAAGAUGCACUUAAGAAAAGUCUAAUAUGUAGAUUAUCGAACCGGUGAAGACUGAUGAAAUUAGUUUCCGACUGGAAAUAGUUACGAAAAUUGUUUUGUCAAAAUCUGGGUUUAUUUUAACGUUAUAGGAGUUGUAUAGACAAGGACAACAUAAGUAGGUAACACCUAACUACAUCAGGAAAUCGUGGCAUUCCCGCUUUAUAAUUGGUCCCUAAGUACUAGUACUUAGACUAUCAUUCUUAUCCCCUUCUAAAGCUUAUGGUGCCGGUCGGCCGAAGCUCCCAGCAUUCCAUAUGUUGCGCGAACUGGUAGCAGUGGCUUUGCGGUUACAAGACGAGCGCAGGCGGAAAUGCUUGGAACUCGUGAUGAUCUUUCCACUGCAGAAGGUCGAGCUGCAGCAGCAGUCGCCUAAAGCCGCUUCAGCGACGGGUGCAACUAGUUGUACCUUUUUUAGCACAAGUAAUUUUUAUACGUCGCAGGAGGAGAGUAAUACGUUUCCCGAGGUGACGAGACGGUUGUCUUCAAAAACUGAAGGACCAGAACGCACAGGCACAACGGUUGCUUUUGGUGAAGAAGCACCAGGUUUUCAAGAUGGUCCUGGAGGAGAGCAGGUUUCACUUGCUUCUGCACAACAGAGCAGUUCUUCCACAAGACCUGUUGACCACAACCACUAUCCACUACAUGGAGAGGCCCAACGUAAUAGCAGGAAGUUAGCCGUGACGCAAGGCGAUUUUCUCCUUGAAAGAACGACAUUGGUCGUGCUGGGGCAGAUCCAGCACUUCGAAAAUUUCAGACCUGGAGAGGCCCUACCAAUGUCCGUGGUGAGCAACCUAGACGAAUCUUUGGGGUACCUCUACAUCAUUCUGCGUUUUCUGGCUGCAUAUCUCGAUGUGCCGUUGCCGUUCCCCCUAAGGACGCUGCCCCCCAACGCUAGUCAAGUUGGGGCACGCGCUUGCGGAAACCUCUUCAUACAGAAAACAAGUCUGGUCCGAAAUCACGAUCAAUCCUUGCAUAGUAGAUUAAGUACUGCUGGUACCGGUAUUGGAGCUUCUGGAGGAGGCGCACCUGCGCAUCGUGGUCCACCACCUGAACGGUCUUCAUAUGCUGCAGCUUCUUUCUCAUCAUCUACUUCUAUAACUACUAACUACGUCGAGCAAGGAACACGAUUUGGUCAAGUUGUACAUGCUGGAAUCUUAAGUGGUCCUUCUAGCGUGUCUUCUGCUUCUACCGCGAUAACCGAAAGCGCAACCGCCUAUAACAUGCGUCGUUUUUUUCGUCGGGCGAGCGCUGCGGUAGUCGAUAAGGUACUCAGUGAGGACGAUCGGAGCCGCUUCCUCCCACAGAAAAUGCGCGCAGUACUCUCAGAACGAUGGCAGGGCUCCUCAGAGGGUGUUAAAAACUCCGCAUCAGAACGUUCGGAAGAUGUAUUUGAGAAUGUACAACUUGCUACCUCUGGUGGAGGACAAAGUUGCUUUAUCAACAUGAACCAACCUCUGCUCCCGAGGCCUCUAGCUCUGCAUAUGAUCGACAGAAGCGAAGUGGGGUUUAAACUAGUAAAGUACCGUGUCGUCACGCGCGAGUUCGUCGAGGCCUGUGCACUAGUGCGGGAAAAUGUUCGGACGUUGGCAGAAUGGCAAGGCGUCCUGCGACAAAAAGCGGCUCCCCGCAGGCGCGAUCGGCUUGACAAUCUUCCUCUUUUCAUCAACGUGAGGGGUAGAGGCCCUAGAAACUUUUGUUACAACUUAUACAGCACGAGUCGUGAAGAUAGGCGUAGAAGACGAGGAGCAGGUGGUCAUGGCGAGGAAGAGCUUUUUGAAGAUCAAAGAAGCACGAGCCGCAGUAGCGAUGUAAGACAACGUGAAUGUCGACAAAGAGGUAGAAAAGCAAGUCAACACUCAGAUGCGCUUAAGGGAAAGGGAAUAAACAAGGCAAAGAAGGACAACAGUAUUGCUUAUGGUGAAGAGGGAGCACUUCCAGAGUCGGGAGACGCAGGCCCAAAAGUUCUGAGCCGACUCUCUGCAGCGUUCACGAGCGCUGCACGAUGGCUGGGCACUGUCAACGAGGAGGAAAAUGAGUCGCCUGAGGAGGAGAAAAGAGAUUCUACCAGAGGCUCCAGAGACCGAUCGAUCAGAAAAAUGUCUAACGAGGCGACUGAGAUGAAAGCUGCACGAGGCGUUUCAACUACAGCUGCACGACCCGUGUCAACAACUGCAGUAAGCAAACGUGGACUGAAAAACAAAUUAGCUCCACUUGAGGGCGCAGCUUAUCAUGAGCCUUAUCAUGACGAUCCAUUGGCAGACAAAACCUUGUUACAUGUUCUAAUGGCAAUCGUUAAUAGCGAGCAUUUAGGCUGUCUCUAUCCCCCAUCGCUAUCACGACAUCCAGAUGAGGGAGUUCGACGUGAUGGAUACGAUCUUGACAGCGAUUCUGGUAGCGAUCAGGAAGAUGAAGAUUAUGGGAGAAAUUUUCCAGGUAGCAGCGUCUCGGCAGGAGAUCGUAGGAAUUUCCGUGACCGAAAUGGACGCGGAGAACUACCCGACGAAGAAUUUCCGAAACAAGAAAAGCAGAGGCGGGAAGCAUCAAAUCAUGAGCAUAACAAUGCUAAAAACCGCGAGGACGUCGAGGAGAUAUCCUCGAGGCGAAGAAGCGGUCGGACAAGUCGCCAGGGGCAGCCGGCCACUACUUCCAGACUGAAAAACAGUCUGGACGAAAAUGAUAACGCAUGGACAGUGGUUGAAUAGUUCUUGUUGUGGUCGUCAAAAAACCUGUUGAAGUUGUACUAGUACAGACAUCGAAAUUAUUUGAGAAACCCAGAAAACCCCUAAUUUCAUAUUUUUCACCACAUCAUAGGUGAACAAAAAUUUUCCA
This is a messenger RNA of Amoebophrya sp. A25, 4667 nucleotides long. The record is from the annotation of a GenBank genome assembly. Lineage: Eukaryota; Dinophyceae; Syndiniales; Amoebophryaceae.